AUGGAUCAAUUAAUCAAACAAUUGCAACUGGCCGCUGCCGCCCAGGCCCAAGUCCACGGCCAGGUGGCAUCCCACAGUCCCAUAUCCGCACAUCCGCAUCCGCAGGCAGCGUCCGCGUUGCAACUUUAUGCGGCUGCCGCUGCCGCCAAUCUGCGCGUGCCCGGCUGGUCGCCCUUUCUAAGUCCAACUGGAUCUGGGCCAGGGCCCGGCACCGGAAGUGGCGGCAGUACCUCCUCCUCGGUCUACAUGCUCCGCCAGAUGGCGCUAAUGCAGCGGGCCAAUGCUGCGGCCGCAGCAGCCGCCCUCCAGGACCAAAGGAACCAGGAUCAAGAUCAAGAAAGAGAGAGGGAACGGGAUUUGGAUUCCAAAAAGUCCUUUAAAAAGCAAGGACCUGCCAGUAGGCACUCGCUGCUUAAACAGGAAGACUCCAGUCAUGAGGAGGAGGCUAAUAGUGACCAAGAACCGGAGAAUCCGGACAAGGAGUUGGGCUCUUUCCCUUAUCCGGACGAAGAAACCGUAGAGUCGGAGGCCUUGAAGCGGAGACGUUGCCGGACGAACUUCAACUCAUGGCAACUGGAAGAGCUGGAACGAGCCUUCCUGGGCAAUCACUAUCCGGAUGUAUUCAUGAGGGAAGCACUGGCCAUGCGACUCGACUUGAAAGAAGGACGAAUAGCGGUCUGGUUCCAGAACCGACGAGCCAAGUGGCGCAAAAAGGAGCACACGAAAAAAGGUCCUGGACGCCCAGCUCACAACGCCCAGCCCCAGAGCUGCAGUGGAGCGCCCAUACCCCUGAGUGAGUUGCGGGCCAGAGAGAGGGCCCAGAGAAGCAAACGAAUGGGAAAAGCCAUCGAACGGCAGGCCCGGAAAUUGCGUCUGAAAGGCAUCGAAGUGGACUUGGAGAGGCUGAAAGCCGACUACUUGGCGGCUCACAAGGACCACUGGCUGCCGAAUCAUCAGGACGAGGACCACGACCUGGACGACAUGGGCAGCUAUGAGGACGAUGAUCUGCCCAUCGAUGUGGUCGGCGAUCCUCAGGACGGCAGCCAGGAUAAUUCGUUUUGUUCCUCUCGGACAUAUCCGAAGAGCAGUACUGGCAGCGAAGCGGACGUGGAACCGGAAGAGCCCGAAGAUCCUGAAGAUCCCGAAGAGGACAUUCGAGUGCCCAUCAAGCUGGAGACAGAGCCGCCCCAAAACAAAAACAAAAGCAUCUACAACUCACCCUUCAGCAUCGAAUCCCUGCUGGGUUCAUAACGAA
Drosophila bipectinata is the source of this 1255-nucleotide messenger RNA. RefSeq names its product Ods-site homeobox (gene OdsH). The record is from RefSeq and is a predicted model, not a curated record. NCBI's taxonomy places the organism in Eukaryota, Metazoa, Arthropoda, Insecta, Diptera, Drosophilidae. Gene Ontology annotation, biological process: regulation of DNA-templated transcription. Gene Ontology annotation, molecular function: DNA-binding transcription factor activity, RNA polymerase II-specific; sequence-specific double-stranded DNA binding.